This is a messenger RNA of Podarcis lilfordi (Lilford's wall lizard), 804 nucleotides long. NCBI's taxonomy places the organism in Eukaryota, Metazoa, Chordata, Lepidosauria, Squamata, Lacertidae. The record is from the annotation of a GenBank genome assembly.
AUGGCCCCUUGCGACUUCCUCCUGACCCGUUUGAGCACCUCCAGAAUUCUGUUGCAGCUGACCAUCAUGAUAAAUAAUAUUCUGUACAACAGCCUUCCAGAGAACUAUACAGGUACUAUUACACGAGAUAUUGGCACAUUUUUCUGGUUAUUUUUUAGCCAAGUUAGCCUCUGGUGUGCCACAUGGCUCAACAUUUUCUACUGUGUGAAGGUCACCAACUUCCCCCAUCGCCUCUUCCUCUGCCUGAAGCUAAGGAUCAAUGUACUUGCACCCAGAUUGUUUGGAAUGGUGAUAAUAGCUCUCAUGCUCUUCUUCUCUGUUCCUUCAACCAUUCUUCAUUUUGAAAACAAGAAGGCCUGCAAUCUCUCAGGAACUCUGAUACACAAUGCCAGUCUCAGCAAGGUUUGCCACGACCAAUUCUUUGUUUUUAGAAUUCUACAGUUAUGUUCUUUAUGCAUGAGUUUCAUUCUCAGUGUAACGGCAUCCAUGGUUUUACUCAUCUCCCUUUGGAGGCACAGAAAGAAUCUAAAAAAGUGUGGCUCUGUCAUUAAGGACCUCAGCACUCAGGUCUAUCUCAAUGUCAUUAAGUCUUUGUUGUUCUCUCUGCUCGUUGACAUUACGUGUUUUGCUUCUUUACUCAUUCCUGUGGUUCGAUUUUUCAGGUAUGGGACAAGUGGCCAAUUACUUUUUGAGAUUGUGCUGUCUGCACUCCCUUCAGCACACACCAUGAUCUUAAUAUUGUCCAAUCCAAGACUGAAAGAAAUCUUAAUGCACAUUCUACACAUCAGACGAAGUGCUACAUAA